This is a messenger RNA of Hevea brasiliensis (rubber tree), 1217 nucleotides long. Its product is annotated as histone H3.2-like. The coding region runs from base 80 to 490 and encodes 136 amino acids. Lineage: Eukaryota; Viridiplantae; Streptophyta; Magnoliopsida; Malpighiales; Euphorbiaceae. Gene Ontology annotation, cellular component: nucleosome. The transcript has a single exon. Gene Ontology annotation, molecular function: structural constituent of chromatin; DNA binding; protein heterodimerization activity. The record is from RefSeq and is a predicted model, not a curated record.
AACAUCCUCAAUCACCAAGUUUUUCCUUCUAUUAUUUCUUUCAUUUUCUAGCCAAACAAACAAUCACUUUUUCGUUCCAAUGGCUCGCACAAAGCAAACCGCCCGAAAAUCUACAGGAGGCAAGGCCCCAAGGAAGCAGUUGGCCACCAAGGCAGCGAGGAAAUCAGCUCCGGCAACCGGUGGUGUGAAGAAGCCGCACAGGUUCAGGCCUGGAACUGUUGCCCUGAGAGAAAUCAGGAAGUAUCCAAAGCGCCCAGAGCUCUUGAUCAGGAAGCUUCCAUUCCAGAGAUUGGUGAGGGAAAUCGCUCAAGAUUUCAAGACUGAUCUGAGAUUCCAAAGCAGUGCUGUUGCAGCCUUACAGGAAGCAGCUGAAGCAUAUUUGGUUGGGUUGUUUGAGGAUACUAAUCUGUGUGCUAUUCAUGCUAAGAGGGUUACUAUUAUGCCCAAGGAUAUUCAGUUGGCAAGAAGGAUUAGGGGUUUGAGGGCAUAGUUUGGGUUUGUUGUGUUCUAUUAUGUAUUUAUUUUUAGUUUUUUUUUUUAAAUUAGAGAUCUAGAUUUUAACUGAUUAGGGUUUGACUUAUGAGUGUUAGAGGUGAAAAUCCAGUGGAAAGUCUCGUCUUUUUGUUAAAUCAGGUAUUGUGGUAAACCUGUUUGUGAAAAGUUCUGUUUGGGUUUGAUUCUUACUAGCAUUAAUCAUUUCUUCUAAUUAAUCCAAUCAUGGGAUGCUUCCUAUAGCUUGAAUAGGAAAUGGAAAUCUUAGUUUCAAAACUCUCCAAUGGGCCUAAAGAUCACUACUUUAUGAAUCCCAUCUCUUUAUUUUAUUGCUUAAAUUUUGGCUUUUGCAGCUUUCUUAACUGUAUUUUUAUGCUUUCGUAGUUUCAACUCCCCCAAUUCAUCAUAGUCCGUAUUACUAUAUGUGUUCUCUUGAAGGCUUUUGCUUUUGUGGUUCUGGAAAUUAUAACAUGUUUUCUCCUGAUUAAACAAUAAAAAGUGUCAAGGCAUUGGCAGUGAUGGUACAGACAAGGAAGAUGGCACAAUUUGUUAUGUCUCAGACUCUCUCCUUGUCUGCGUUUUCUAAUUUUUCAAUUAUAGAUGUUUGUAGUGCCCAGGGGAAAUAGAAAAAAGUGCUUAUAUAUUAUAGUGUGUUCCAAGCAAAAGUGGGCUACUGUCUGAAAUUUCAGUUCCUUGCUAAUAAAUUUAUUAAAAUUGACCCAAAA